Molecule: messenger RNA, 1352 nt
Organism: Phragmites australis (common reed)
Lineage: Eukaryota; Viridiplantae; Streptophyta; Magnoliopsida; Poales; Poaceae
Product: peroxidase 2-like
Exons: 2
Coding region: 89-1087 (332 amino acids)
Biological process (GO): hydrogen peroxide catabolic process; response to oxidative stress
Cellular component (GO): plasmodesma; plant-type cell wall
Molecular function (GO): heme binding; peroxidase activity
Source: RefSeq, a predicted model, not a curated record
AGCAGCUAUUCUCCAUCACUUCUUCUCACAUUCUUGAGUUUCUUCUAAUUAAGCUUGAGUGCGAGAUAUACUAAAGGAUCUAGUGGACAUGGCUGCUGCUAGUACACCUAAGAUGCCCACUUUGGUCGCAGUUACCUUCUUGCUCCUAGCUGUGGCAUGCCGGGCCAGCCCUUACUACCCUCUGCAGAUGGGGUACUACCACGACAAGUGCCCGCAGGCUGAGGCCGUCAUCAAGGGCGUCGUCGAGAAGGCCAUCUACCAAAACCCCGGCAAAGGCGCCGCCGUCAUCCGGAUGCUCUUCCACGACUGUUUCGUCGAGGGUUGCGACGCUUCCGUCCUCCUGGACCCGACCCCGUUCAGCCCGACGCCGGAGAAGCUCAGCGCGCCGAACAACCCGAGCCUGCGUGGCUUCGAGCUGAUCGACGCGAUCAAGUACGCGGUCGAGGCUGCUUGCCCCGGCAUCGUCUCCUGUGCCGACAUAAUUGCCUUCGCAGCCCGGGAUGCGUCCUACUUCCUCAGCAGCGGCAAAGUCUACUUCGACAUGCCGGCUGGCCGCCGCGACGGCACCUUCUCCAACGCCUCCGAGCCUCUCAAGUUCCUGGUCCCGCCAACGUCCAACCUCAGCGACCUCGUCUCCAGCUUCGUCGUCAAGGGGCUUACCGUGGAGGACUUGGUCGUCCUCUCUGGUGCGCACACCGUCGGGAGGUCGCACUGCUCGUCCUUCGUCUCGGACCGCCUCCAGUCCCCCUCUGACAUCAACGGCGGGUUCGCCUGGUUCCUGAGAAGCCGCUGCCCGGCUAACCCGACUGCCAGCGACGAUCCGACGGUGAUGCAGGAUGUGGUGACGCCCAACAAGCUUGACGACCAGUACUACAAGAACGUGAUGUCGCACACCGUGCUGUUCACAUCGGACGCGGCGCUCCUGACGUCGCAGGAGACGGCGAAGAUGGUGGAGGACAACGCCAACAUCCCCGGGUGGUGGGAGGACAGGUUCAAGAAGGCAAUGGUGAAGAUGGCUAGCAUUGACGUGAAGACCGGGCACCAGGGGGAGAUCAGGAAGAACUGCAGGGCGAUCAACCACUACUAGUUAAUCAGUUGCAACAGUGGAAAGUGAAGGAAUUUGAGAGAAACUGCAUGGUGCUUGGUGAAGGAUCACUCUAUUCAGUAGUUUGAAUUCAUCCAUGAUUUGCAAGCGUGAUGAUCGAUGUAGUUGACGACUACUGUGCUUUUAUUAACUUUGUGUUUUCAACAUUUUCCUUUGUUUGAUUUCUUCAAAUCGGGAAGGUUUGUGUCCGUAAUUAUGUGGCUGGUGUUCCUGCAUUUGGAAUAUUAAAUAAGGUUGAAUAAGUUUA